Fusarium redolens is the source of this 543-nucleotide messenger RNA. RefSeq lists its product as uncharacterized. The record is from RefSeq and is a predicted model, not a curated record. The coding region runs from base 1 to 543 and encodes 180 amino acids. NCBI's taxonomy places the organism in Eukaryota, Fungi, Ascomycota, Sordariomycetes, Hypocreales, Nectriaceae. The transcript is spliced from 2 exons.
AUGGGUGACUGCUCAUCAUCUAUUGCACCACCACCACCACCACCACCAGUGUUCAUACCACCAACAAUCUCUGCGCCACCACCACGAUGGAGAUCCCGCAAUCGAUAUUCACCCUGGGCUCCUCGAAACUACCAAGGAGGCUUACGUGGCCGACGAGUCAGCGGUACUGGCUGCACCAUCAUCUUGUCAAUUUUCUUCGUGAUCGUCGUCCUCGCAACCCAUUCCUCUCCGCCACAAGGUGUCUUCCACCAAACAUCAAACACAAACUACCGCGCCCUGACUGACAAAUCUAACGAGGGCCCCGCGGAGUGCGUGAUGAACACGAAGCAACGCGGGGAUGAAGUUGCUGGUGGUGAGGGAACAACGUCUAUGCCAAGAAAGAUCUCCGCUUUGUUUUGGGGAGAUGAGAAUGAGGACAGUGUAACAUGGCCCAUCGAGGAAGAGGACUUGCUGAACAAGCUGAAAUCGGGUGCGUGGCAUGCUUUCCGACCAAGUUUGUUUAUCAUGCUUCUGCUUGUUUUCGUUGUCGCAGUCAUUAAUUAG